Neogale vison (American mink) is the source of this 2632-nucleotide messenger RNA. It is a transcript of the gene ZNF410, whose product is annotated as zinc finger protein 410. Gene Ontology annotation, cellular component: transcription regulator complex; PcG protein complex; nucleus. The coding region runs from base 248 to 1540 and encodes 430 amino acids. The record is from RefSeq and is a predicted model, not a curated record. The transcript is spliced from 11 exons. Lineage: Eukaryota; Metazoa; Chordata; Mammalia; Carnivora; Mustelidae. Gene Ontology annotation, biological process: regulation of transcription by RNA polymerase II; central nervous system development. Gene Ontology annotation, molecular function: transcription coregulator activity; DNA-binding transcription factor activity, RNA polymerase II-specific; RNA polymerase II cis-regulatory region sequence-specific DNA binding.
CCUGAGCCAAAGGCAGAGGCUUCAACCCACUGAGCCACCCAGGCGCCCAGGAGUAGUAAUUCUUAAACCCUGGUGUUUCAAGGUCAGAUGUAGAUAGAUGCUGAAUUGACUACCCACCCAGCACAGCAUCUUACAGGAAAAGCAUAGCAUUUCCUAGAGGAAUAUGAGCAUAACAGGAAGGUGUCAUUGACUGAGUUAAAUUUUUAACCUGUCCCCUGAACAGCUACAGGAUUUGGAAGCUGAAUCAAUGUUAUCAGAUGAGUUAGAAUCCAAACCAGAGCUCCUGGUACAGUUUGUUCAGAAUACGUCCAUCCCUUUGGGACAGGGGCUAGUAGAAUCAGAAGCUAAAGACAUUACUUGCUUGUCCCUCCUUCCAGUGACUGAGGCCCCAGAAUGCAGUCGGCUAAUGUUACCAGAUGAUACUCCGAGUCAUACAAACUCCUCCAAGGAGGUCCCUUCCUCAGCUGUGUUGAGAAGCCUUCAGGUGAAUGUGGGCCCAGACGGAGAGGAGACGAGGGCUCAGACUGUACAGAAGUCCCCGGAGUUUUUGUCCACUCCAGAGUCUCCUAGCUUGUUGCAAGAUCUACAGCCGAGUGAUAGCACUUCUUUUAUUCUUCUUAACCUAACAAGAGCAGGUCUGGGCUCUUCAGCUGAGCACUUAGUAUUUGUCCAAGAUGAGGCAGAGGAUUCAGGGAAUGAUUUCCUCUCUGGUGAGAGCACGGACAGUAGCAUUCCAUGGUUCCUCCGGGUUCAGGAGUUGGCUCAUGAUAGUUUGAUUGCUGCUACUCGCGCGCAGUUGGCAAAGAAUGCAAAAACCAGCAGCAAUGGAGAAAAUGUCCACCUCAGUUCUGGUGAUGGGCAGCCCAAAGAUUCUGGGCCCCUUCCUCAAGUGGAAAAGAAGCUCAAAUGUACAGUUGAAGGCUGUGACCGGACAUUUGUGUGGCCUGCUCACUUCAAGUACCAUCUCAAAACGCAUCGAAAUGACCGCUCUUUCAUCUGUCCUGCAGAAGGUUGUGGGAAAAGCUUCUAUGUGCUGCAGAGACUGAAGGUGCACAUGAGGACCCAUAAUGGGGAGAAGCCCUUUGUGUGCCCCGAGUCUAGCUGUGGUAAGCAGUUCACUACAGCUGGAAAUCUGAAGAACCACUUGCGCAUCCAUACAGGAGAGAAGCCUUUCCUGUGUGAAGCCCAAGGAUGUGGCCGUUCCUUUGCUGAGUAUUCUAGCCUGAGAAAACAUUUGGUGGUUCACUCAGGAGAGAAGCCUCAUCAGUGUCAAGUCUGUGGGAAGACCUUCUCUCAGAGUGGGAGUAGGAACGUGCACAUGAGAAAGCAUCACUUGCAGCUGGGAGCAGCUGGGAGUCAAGACCAGGAGCAAACCGCUGAGCCACUAAUGGGCAGUAGUUUGCUUGAAGAGGCUUCAGUAACCAGUAAAAACCUGGUGCCUAUGAACCCCCAGCCCAGCCUUGGAGGAGAGUCCUUGAACCUACCAAAUACCAAUUCUAUCCUAGGAGUUGAUGAUGUUAUGGAAGAACUUAACUUUUAAAACAUUUAAACAGAACAUAACCAGGUUUUACAGAGGAGAUAUAAAGCAAUUUCUCCAUACCUUCAAAAGCCAUAUCUUCUGGAGAAAAGAAAGGGCUGUCUAGGCAACAGUUGCUCCUCUCUGGUAUAGAAAUUUCACCCAAGUUACACAGGCCAGGCCCUCUUCUCUGAAAAACUUAACAGGUGAGGUCAGCAUGCAUUUAUUCAGUGCCUACUGUGUGCCUGGCACCGUGGGAAAGACAAAAGUAGAAAACAGGGACCUUAAAAUCCAGUUGAGAAGUCAAAACUUACAUAUGGGAGACAACAUGGAGUGAAUAGAAGAUAGUAUGUGAGUAAAUGCUAAAUUACACGGUACUGUCUGGAAGAGCAGUAUGUAUCGAAAGCCCGGGAGAAGAAAGUUUUGAUUUAUUAGAGACCUAAGUGUAUAAACUAUUUCUAGAAGAUUUUUACGGUGAUUCCACUGAUGAAGUCUGAGAUCCUGUGUUUUAGUUACUCGUAUCCCACUCAGUUUUGUGUAUAAGUGACCAUGUUUGUGUAAACUUCUGUGUGGAGCCUACAGGGCUCAGGAUGUGCUUCCACAACACGCCUCCUCGGUUGCAUAGUAGGAUCCUAGUGGACAGUUGAAGUAUGUAUGAGCCACAGCCGUGGCAUGGAACUUCUUUGCCACUGUUAAGGAAGAAAGUCUCAUGGGAGGAAGGGACACUGUAUAAGAACUUUGAAGCCAGAUUUAAGUUCCUAACUUUUGCACAGUAUGCUGUUUAAGUCGCUGUUGGCUGCUUUAAGCGUUGACUAAGGUCCCCUGAUCGGCCCGCUGCUGCAGCUUUUGCCUCAUUUCAUGCAAUUCAGGUAACAGUGCCAAGGCCAUACUGCUCUGAAUUGGUACUUUGAAAACUGGUCAACUCUUGAUAAUAUCUCAAGACUUCCUACCUUUUCUUCCCAUCCCCCUUUUGUAAUACUUUCCAGAUUCACUGGUAAUGAUUAUCCUCUUCAGAUGGGAGCUAAUUUGGAAGGAAUACAGGAAUGUGGGUAUCAGGGAGCAGUUUGUAGUGUUCUUCGUGAGAGGCUUGAUAAUGCAGGUGGGGUUAUCUGUGGA